Bactrocera tryoni is the source of this 1064-nucleotide messenger RNA. RefSeq lists its product as uncharacterized. NCBI's taxonomy places the organism in Eukaryota, Metazoa, Arthropoda, Insecta, Diptera, Tephritidae. Bases 87 to 965 code for a protein of 292 amino acids. The transcript has 4 exons. The record is from RefSeq and is a predicted model, not a curated record.
UAUAUUUCCCCCACCAGCGCAAACGUAAAUUAAAGUAUUUAAAGAAGGUUACGAAGCGGUUCAAUACCUCAGAAAAAAGCGUAACAAUGGUUGGCAAAUCCUCUGUUUCAGUGCUUCAGGAAUAUUGUGCUAAAAACAAAGUACCACCACCUACUUAUGAAUAUCUAGACGAAGACGACGGUAGUUUUUGUUGCAAGAUUGAAUUCAUGGAUACUGACGCUGUGGGUAUAGGACGUUCUAAGCGUGAUGCAAAACAUAACGCAGCCGCUGUUAUUAUAAAAAAAUUGCGCCUUGCUGAUGCAUCACAAUUAGCGGAUGAUGGUGCGGCUAGCAUACCACCUAUUGAUAUGGUUGUGCAAUUGCGCGAUUAUUGUGUGCAACAGAGUAUGCCUUUGCCAACGUUCGAAAUUGUACAGCAGGCUGGUACACCAGAUGCACCCGAAUUCACAGCUCUAUGUACAAUUGCUUCAAUUCGUCGAUAUGGCGUAUCGGAAAAGAAAAAGGACGCACGCCAAAAAGCAGCUUAUGAAAUGCUACUUGCCGUUGUUGAUGAUGUGAAUAAGCUUGAGCAAAAUAUGCAAAUAGCUACACUUCAAAAUGCCCAAGAAGACAUUGAAUCGGAGCGUUACAAAAAAUUUAAAACUUAUCGUGAGCUCACCGAAUCCGGUACUGGUGAUAUACGGGGUGUGCUAAUUUGUGAUCGACAUAACUAUUUCAAAAAAUUCUACCCUGAAUUGAAGGAAACGGCGAAUAAGAUACUCAGAUCUAGUUAUGAUUCGGUGCAGGAUCAAGCAAUGGAUGUACUGGAAUCAUUGAAAAUCACACCAAAAAUUUCUCAAAUGCCAUCAAUCAAAGCAGAACCCAUGUUGUUUAUCGAAUUGAAUUGCGAAUAUGAUGUUGUAUUUGCUGGACCGACGUCUACAGUAUACGAAGAUAUAAUUGCAUAUUUCAAAGUGAUGCUUUAAAAUACGAAUACGCUCUUUAAAUACUAAACAUGUAGUACAUAAUUUAUUUUAUUGAAGUAAUAAUAAUUAAAUUCCAAAUAAAUCGCUUAUUGUCAAAUA